UUUCCGAUCUAAAAUCCCGUCCGGUCGCCGAAACCCUAGAGGCCGCCGCCGCCGCCGCCGCCCACAUGGGAGCCCCCACGGUGGCCCCUAUGCCCCUCCUUCCCGCGCCGGACGGCGACGUCGACGUCGACCGCCAGGAGCAGCUUCAGAUUGUUCUCUCGUCCGCCGCCGUCGCGCCCGCGCCCUCGAAGCCCGAGCCCGCGCCGACGGUGGCCACGCACACGCGCACUAUCGGCAUCAUCCACCCUCCGCCCGACAUCCGCGUCAUCAUCGAGAAGACGGCCACCUUCGUCGCCAAGAACGGCCCCGACUUCGAGCGCCGCAUCGUCCAGCUCAACCAGGGCAACGCCAAGUUCAACUUCCUGCAGCCCUCCGACCCCUACCACGCCUACUACCAGCACCGCAUCGCCGAGAUCGCCGCCCAGCCUCCCGCCACCGACGCGGGCGCGGCGGCCGUGUCCGAGGACGCCCAGCAGCUCCCGUCCGACCCCGCCGAUGGCUCGGAUGACAAGCCCGACCACUCGGCGCCCUUCCGCGUGGCGCCGCCAACCAAGGUGCUCGUGCCACCCAAGGCGGAGCUCUACACCGUGCACCUGCCCGAGGGUAUCACCGGGGAGGAGCUGGACAUCAUCAAGCUCACCGCGCAGUUUGUGGCUCGGAACGGUAAGAACUUCAUGACUGCUCUGGCACAGCGCGAGGCCACCAACCCGCAGUUCAACUUCAUCCGCCCCACCCACAGCCUGUUCACGUUCUUCACCAUGCUCUCGGAUGCCUACUCAAGGGUGAUGAGGCCAGAUGAGGGCGUGCCUGCGCUCAUCAGGGAGCUGCGGGAGGGGUCCAAGGACCUCACCACCGUGCUCGAGCGCUGCCUCAACCGGCUGGAGUGGGACCGGUCGCAGGAGCAGGCUAGGCAGCAGGCAGAUGAUGAGGUUGAGCUGGAGAGGAUGCAGAUGUCGAUGAUCGAUUGGCACGAUUUUGUCGUCGUCGAGACGAUCGAGUUUGCAGACGAUGAGUACGAGGGGCUUCCUGUCCCGCUUACCCUAGAAGAAUUGAAGCGCCGGAAGAGGAUGGAGACCUUGAGAGAGGACGAUGAACCCACGGAAUUAGCUGAACCAGCUAAGGAUGAUGCUAUGGAGAUGGAUGAUGACGAGAUGCAGCUUGUUGAGGAGGGAAUGAAGGCUGCAAGGCUCCAGGAGAAUGAAGGAGGAGCACAAGUUAUGGUCACUGGUGAUGAUGAGCCACCUAUGAGAAUUGUCAAGAACUAUAAGAGGCCUGAGGAGAGGAUGCCUGCAGAGAGGGAUCCCACAAAGGUUGUUGUCUCGCCGAUAACCGGGGAGCUCAUUCCGAUCAGCGAGAUGGAAGAACACAUGCGCAUCUCGCUCAUUGACCCCAAGUACAAGGAACAGAAAGAAAGAAUGAUGGCCAAGAUUAAGGAGACCACGCUUGCUCCUGACGAUGAGAUCUCUCGUAACAUCAUCGGUCUUGCACGUACAAGGCCUGAUAUAUUUGGAACGACCGAGGAAGAGGUUUCUAAUGCUGUCAAGGCAGAAAUCGAGAAGAAAAAGGACGAGCAGCCAAAGCAGGUUAUUUGGGAUGGUCAUUCUGGUAGCAUUGGUUGGACUGCCACUCAGGCAAUGUCUAUGGGGGGUGAGGAACAACAAUUUGAUGCUUCAAAUGUGCGAGGUCCAGCUCCACUUCCUCAGCCUGGCAUGUCGUUGCCCCGGCCUCCUCAACCACUUCCUCUGAUUAAUGUUCCCCGAUUUACACCAAAUCCGAUGCCUUAUCAUAUCCACCCCCCUCAUCAUAUGCAAGGAGUUCCACAUAUGAUGCCCAACAUGCACCAACCUCCACCACCAGGUCAACAGCAGAUGAUUAGAAUGACUGGUCCCAUGGGUCAUAUGCCAAACAGUAUCCCUCCACCUCCAGGCCAUACUACCCAGUUCAUGCCUGGUCCACCACGGUUCCCUAUGCCCCCGCCGCCACACAUGCAGACCAUGCCAACAAUGGUCAACCCCAUCGGAAUCCCCCAGCCUCCACCACCUUUGCCUCCUCAACCACCUGCCGAGGAGCAGCCACCUCUACCUGAUGAACCAGAACCUAAGAGGCCAAGAACAGAUGAUGCUUCUCUGAUUCCAGCAGAGCAGUUCCUUGCUCAGCAUCCGGGCCCUGCUCGCAUCUCGGUUUCUGUACCCAACCUUGAUGAAGGAAACUUGCAAGGCCAAGUUUUGGAGAUCCCUGUCCAAUCUCUCUCAGACACCGUCGGCAGUCUCAAGGAGCAGAUUGCUGGAGAGCUGCAGCUUCCUGCUAAUAAGCAGAAGCUGAGUGUGAGGACUAGUUUCCUCAAAGACAAUCUUUCUCUUGCUUAUUACAAUGUUGGCCCUGGGGUGGUGAUCAAUCUAGCUCUGAGGGAGCGUGGUGGGAGGAAAAAAUGAGCUUUUCUUUCCCCAAUUUACUCACAGGGCAACACUUACAACCAAGCUUCAGUGGCCAUCAUGGAGAUCCUUUUUGUUGGUUCCUGCCUUGUGGAUUCUUGUAUUGUGCUUUUUAUAAAUUCAGCACUGUAAUUUGCACUAUUUAUUUUCCAGACCUGCCUAUGUUUUAUGGAUAUGAUUACAUAUUGUUGGAGGUGUGUGUGCAUGAUGUUA
Molecule: messenger RNA, 2645 nt
Organism: Lolium rigidum
Lineage: Eukaryota; Viridiplantae; Streptophyta; Magnoliopsida; Poales; Poaceae
Product: probable splicing factor 3A subunit 1
Biological process (GO): regulation of alternative mRNA splicing, via spliceosome; mRNA cis splicing, via spliceosome
Cellular component (GO): catalytic step 2 spliceosome; U2-type prespliceosome; U2 snRNP
Molecular function (GO): RNA binding; protein binding
Source: RefSeq, a predicted model, not a curated record